AUGUUGGGCAAACCGGAAAUGAUCGAAAUGGAGCAGAAGGCUCCGGCCGCUGACGUGGAGAACCAGCUGGCCGUCGCGGAGAAGCCGGCGGACCAGUGCUUCGUGAAGGAGUGGAUGGCGGAGGGUGAGCACGCGAUGGCCGAGGGAAAAAGCAGCAAGCCUUUGUGGUGCAAGAUCCCCCUGUGGUUCAUCGGGUCGAUCCUGACCCUUGUCGGCUUGGCGGUCUCCCUCGUGUUCCUGGUGGUGUGGGUGCUGCUGAUGCCCAUCAAGUGCUGCAUGCCCGGUGGUUCCAUCGUCAGCAUCCUGGAGUGCCUCAUGAACCAGGGCGUCAAGCUGCCGCUCCGCAUCGCCAAGUGUUUCUUCUAGCACGACUCGAAGAUGAGCCGGGAUGAUGUUGGACACUAAGUACUACUCUUCUAGAAGUAGAGUGCUUAUAAGUACGCGGGGACGAGAAGAG
Amoebophrya sp. A120 is the source of this 457-nucleotide messenger RNA. NCBI's taxonomy places the organism in Eukaryota, Dinophyceae, Syndiniales, Amoebophryaceae. The record is from the annotation of a GenBank genome assembly.